Messenger RNA from Lodderomyces orthopsilosis Co 90-125, 1332 nucleotides. RefSeq names its product ATP-dependent RNA helicase (gene DBP8). The transcript has a single exon. Lineage: Eukaryota; Fungi; Ascomycota; Pichiomycetes; Serinales; Debaryomycetaceae. The coding region runs from base 1 to 1332 and encodes 443 amino acids. The record is from RefSeq and is a predicted model, not a curated record. Gene Ontology annotation, molecular function: ATP binding; nucleic acid binding; RNA helicase activity.
AUGUCGUCACAACCGUUUCAAGAUCUAGGAGUUGCACGAUGGCUCAGCGAGUCACUAGAAGCAAUGAAAAUAAAUAAACCCACAUCGAUCCAAGCUGCAUGUAUACCGGCAAUACUCAAAGGUCAAGAUUGUAUUGGAGGAGCUAAAACUGGUUCAGGUAAAACUAUUGCCUUUGCUGCUCCUAUGUUGACACAAUGGUCAGAAGAUCCUUAUGGGAUUUUUGGAUUGGUGCUUACUCCAACUAGAGAAUUAGCAUUGCAGAUAGCAGAACAAUAUACUGCAUUAGGAGCACAAAUGAAUAUUAAAGUAUGUGUGGUUGUUGGAGGUGAGGAUUUUGUCAAGCAGGCUUUGGAGUUGCAAAAGAAACCGCAUUUCGUUAUUGCUACCCCAGGAAGAUUGGCCGAUCAUGUUUUGAAUAGUGGGGAGGAAACAGUCAGUGGGUUGAGGAGAGUCCGAUAUUUGGUUUUGGAUGAGGCUGAUCGUUUAUUGAGCAAUAGUUUUAGUAGUGAUUUGGAAAGAUGUUUUUCUGUUCUACCUCCCAGUGAUAAGAGACAAACAUUGUUGUUUACAGCUACUGUAACCGACUCGGUCAAGGCAUUGAAGGAAAAGCCACGCCCAACAGGGAAACUUCCAGUAUUUAUGCAUGAAGUAGACACAGUUGACAAGGUUGCCAUUCCAUCUACGUUGCAGAUUGAAUACGUGUUUGUUCCCUCUUAUGUGAAAGAGGCAUAUCUACAUAGCAUUUUGCUCCUACCAAAGUAUAAAGAAUCAACUGCGGUCGUGUUUGUCAACAGGACAGUGACUGCAGAAGUAUUGAGAAGAGCGUUGAGAAAAUUGGACUUUAGAGUGGCUUCAUUGCAUUCAGAAAUGCCACAGUCGGAAAGAACCAACUCACUACAUAGAUUCAAAGCAGAUGCUGCAAGAAUUCUUAUCGCUACUGAUGUUGCAUCCAGAGGUUUAGAUAUCCCUACAGUUGAACUUGUGGUGAAUUUCGACAUACCGGCUGAUCCCGACGAUUUCAUUCAUAGAGUGGGUAGAACGGCGAGGGCAGGUAGAAAAGGUGAUGCUAUUAGUAUCAUUGGUGAGAAAGAUAUAGAGAGGAUUCAAAGUAUCGAAGAGAGAAUUAACAAAAAGAUGGAGUUGUUGGAGGAAAUUAAUGACGACAAGGUCAUCAAGGACUCAUUGAGCGCGAUGACAACUGCCAAGAGAGAAUCGUUGCUGGAGAUGGAUAAGGAAGGUUUUGGAGAAAAAAGAAAGAUCAACAAACGGAAAUACUCAAAGGAGGAGCCCAGCGACUCCAAAAAACCGAAAAAGUCCAAGUCUAAAAAGUGA